Manihot esculenta (cassava) is the source of this 2770-nucleotide messenger RNA. Its product is annotated as E3 ubiquitin-protein ligase ORTHRUS 2. Gene Ontology annotation, molecular function: ubiquitin protein ligase activity; metal ion binding. Gene Ontology annotation, biological process: negative regulation of gene expression via chromosomal CpG island methylation; protein ubiquitination. The record is from RefSeq and is a predicted model, not a curated record. Lineage: Eukaryota; Viridiplantae; Streptophyta; Magnoliopsida; Malpighiales; Euphorbiaceae. The transcript has 9 exons. Bases 86 to 2398 code for a protein of 770 amino acids.
CAAGAUUUCAGUUCAUUUCGUUCUCUCAGUCUCUGUUUCAGUCCCUUUCCCCUUCUCUGUCUUGUGCUUAUCCUGCGCACACCCUAUGGCGCCCGAUAUCCAGCUUCCCUGCGAUGGAGAUGGCGUCUGCAUGCGCUGCAAGGCAGUGCCGACUGCCGAAGAAACUCUUACGUGCAAUACGUGCGUUACUCCUUGGCAUGUGACUUGCCUUUCUUCUCCGCCGGAAACCCUAGCAUCCACUCUCCAGUGGGAGUGCCCUGACUGUUCUGGAGAACCCGCUGCCCCCGCAGUGGCUGUCACCGGUGGUAGAAGUGAGCUGGUGGCUGCUAUAAGGGAGAUUGAAGCGGAUGCGACGCUUACGGAGAAGGCGAAGGCAAGAAAGAGGCAGGAGUUGUUAAGUGGGAAGGUGGAGGAGGAAGAUGUGAAGAAGAAAGGAAAAGGGAAGGAGACGGAAAGUGGGGGUGAUGUGUUGGAUAUUCUUGACGAGAGUUUUAAGUGUUCUUUCUGUAUGCAAUUGCCUGAGAGACCCGUUACUACACCAUGUGGGCACAAUUUCUGUUUGAAAUGCUUCCAGAAAUGGAUUGGACAAGGGAAGCUAACCUGUGCUAAAUGUCGGAGCACAAUUCCCUCAAAAAUGGCCAGUCAGCCACGUAUUAAUUCUAGUCUUGUGGCUGCCAUUCGUAUGGCAAAGCUGUCAAAAACAAUUGUUGCUGGAGGGCUCCCGAAGGUUUACCAUUUUGUACAUAAUCAAAACAGGCCAGACAAGGCAUACACUACGGAACGGGCGCAGAGGGCUGGUAAGGCCAAUGCUUGCAGUGGGAAGAUAUUUGUCACUGUGCCACCAGAUCAUUUUGGGCCUAUCCCAGCAGAAAAUGAUCCUGAGAGAAAUCAGGGUGUUUUGGUUGGGGAGUGUUGGGAGGAUAGACUGGAAUGCAGGCAAUGGGGUGUACACCUUCCCCAUGUUGCUGGUAUUGCUGGGCAAGCAAACUAUGGUGCACAGUCAGUGGCACUUUCUGGAGGCUAUGUGGAUGAUGAAGAUCAUGGAGAAUGGUUCUUGUACACUGGAAGUGGUGGUAGAGAUCUUAGCGGAAACAAACGGACUAACAAGGAACAAUCCUUUGACCAAACUUUUGAGAAAUAUAAUCAGGCUCUUAGAGUGAGUUGCAAAAAGGGAUAUCCUAUAAGGGUUGUCAGGUCCCACAAGGAGAAGCGUUCUUCAUAUGCACCUGAGAGUGGGGUGCGUUAUGAUGGGGUUUAUAGGAUAGAAAAAUGUUGGCGUAAGGUUGGAAUUCAAGGCCACAAGGUCUGUCGCUACUUGUUUGUUAGAUGCGACAACGAACCUGCUCCUUGGACAAGUGAUGAGCAUGGGGAUCGACCAAGAUCUUUGCCUGUCAUAAAAGAGCUGGCCAAGGCAACCGACAUAACUGAGAGAAAGGAAAGUCCUUCAUGGGACUAUGAUGAAGAAGAUGGUAGCUGGAAGUGGAAAAUACCUCCACCUCCUAGCCAAAAACCAGUUGAUACUGGAAACCCUGAGGACAGGAAGAGGUCUCAGAAAGCUAUAAAGAGAGCACGGCAUAUGAAUGUCAAGGAGAAGCUGCUAAAAGAAUUCAGUUGUCAAAUAUGUGGGAAUGUGAUGAAUCAACCGAUUACAACUCCUUGUGCACAUAACUUCUGUAAGUCAUGCUUGGAAGGUGCAUUUGCUGGCAAGACUAUUAUAAGAGAGAGAAGUAGUGGUGGGCGGACACUAAGAGCACAGAAGAAUGUCAUGAAGUGCCCUAAGUGUCCAACAGACAUCUCUGAUUUCCUUCAAGAUCCUAAGAUUAACCGAGAGUUGAUGGCUGUGAUUGAGUCGCUCCAACGCCAAAUAGAAGAGAAUUUGGAUAAUGUAAAGGAUGUAAGUGACGAUGAGGCAGAUGGGUCUGAGGAGAAUCCUACUGAAGCUGGAGAGAAUGAUUGUGAGAAUGCUGCUCCCAAUACUUCGGAGGGUCCAUCAAUCAAACCCACUGAGAAGAAAGUUGAUCACAGGGAAAAUCCUGUAAACAAUGAAGUUGUAACAAAUGUUUCUGAAAAGGCUGGAGUUGCCAAUUUGGAGGGACCUAAAGGUAAUUACAAACUCCAGAGGGUCAACAAGAAGAGGAAAGUUAGUUUUGAAGGUAGCUCAGUUAACAAAGAUGAAAGAGAGAAUGGGAAUGGAAUUGGUGAAGGUGAUAGUGUGAACCCACAAGUCCCUGCAGCGAAGCGUGCGAAAAUGAAUGUUGCUGACAGUGUAGUUCAGCCAUUGGAAGAACCUGCUGCUGGGGUGAAGAGUAGGAGCUCAGUUCAGGAAGCAACAGCCAAUGGCAAUGAUUCACCAUCAAGUCCUCUCAUUGUGCGAUCAUCUGAUGAUGAUUUUGAAUGAUGAGCUUUCAGUCUUAACCUUUUAUGUGGGUUGAUGAGAAAAUCUUACCAAGUUCAUGGUGACUUAAGAAAUUGAUGGGUGCAGCAUUCAUAUGCAUGAUUUUUUAAAUGGCUUGGAAGCAAGGUCUGUUUUUAUGGAGGCUAAGCAGUAAAAGCAGUGUGUAAUCUGAAGACAUUCACCUUGUUUUUGUAUGUGUAACUGUGGGUUAAACUGUUUUUAUUACUAAAUGAAUGUUGUAGCAGACACAAAUGGUUCAGACAUAGUCGCAGUCAUUUAAGAUUAUAAAAAAUUAGAAGCAAUGUGGAAAUCAGAAGUGUGAAGGGGAGAUUUCGUCUUUCUCAGAAUAAAAUAAUAUUAGUAUUUGUACUUUCA